AUGGGAGGACAACAUAUUUAAUAGAAUUUAUCACGAUAGCCCACCUGCUGAGAGGGUUAAAUAUGGAGUGUUGAAUAUCGUUGGAGAUCCUCAAGGUGUGAGAUGCUGUUACUCUUAUGGAGACUCAUUCUUACAAUUAAAGAAAGUUCGUUUACGUACCACUUUUGCUUCAAUGGACACUUCUUCAUCAAGUGUGAAGCUAUCCUGCUGUGAGCAUUAUGGUAAUGUACUCAAUGAAUAUUCAGACAAUGAACUAAAAGCUAUUCUUGAUGUUGCCACUCAUCGUAAGCUUUACCUUCAAUCAACAAUGAUAACACACUAUAAGGAAGUGCAAGUCCAUGGGCCUGUCUCUCUCUCAGAGAACAUUGAUUGCAUUGUUGUUAAUGCUAGAUACAGAGGCAAUAAGACCAUAGAGAGCUUACUGGAUAAAUUCAUUGAGAAAAAUAACUGUAAUUUAAUAUGGAUGAGCUCCGAUGAGUCUUCUACAGUAGGACCAACUCAUUCUUUAGCUUCAACUGCUGUCCAUUAUGUUCCUCAUUCUGGAGACUAUUAUGAUGGGACUACUCGUGAUUAUGAGGAGGAGGAUGAGUAUGGAUCUGAUGAAUAUAAUAGUGACUAUGAAGACUAUUAUGAUGAUUAUGAUGACUAUUACGACUAUCAUUGAACUGGAGGCACACUUAUUGUGAAUAAAUAAUUUUAUUUUGCAUUUAGCACCUGUAACAAAGCAAGAAACAAAUUUUUUGACACUUGGUUAGCACCUCAAGGUGUAAAAUGACUGCAAACAGGAAGUCAUACGCCCACGCUCUAGCUCAAAGGUGUGGCUGAUUUUUCUAUAAAUAGCCAUAGCUCUCUGGCCAUAGCUGCAAGCAACCUAAGGUUCAUAAGAGACUUUAAAACUAACUUACUGUCGAACUCGAAGCAAAUUUAGCAGACAGUGAUUUUUCUGAUAUAAUAAAGUUUAUAGAGAAAGUAUUAUGAUCACAUCUCGUGCAACUAAGUCAUCUGAAACUUCCAAGUUUCAAAACAAAUGCAUGUUCAUCUGGCUAAUGGUACUUUCUGUUCUCUUGAUUGCAGUGCUGGCAGCACUCAUUGCUAUUGGAUUCAAA
Amphimedon queenslandica is the source of this 1106-nucleotide messenger RNA. RefSeq lists its product as uncharacterized. Lineage: Eukaryota; Metazoa; Porifera; Demospongiae; Haplosclerida; Niphatidae. Bases 173 to 664 code for a protein of 163 amino acids. The record is from RefSeq and is a predicted model, not a curated record. The transcript has 7 exons.